GAAAAUGGGAGGGGGGAGGGGGCGAGGGGGAAAGGGGGGGUGGGGGGGAGGAAAGGAGAAGGACGAGGAGGAGAAAAGGGGGGAGGACCCCAGGAGGGAAAAAUUGGAGGAAAUGAAAAAGGAGGGGGGACUGAGGAGGAGGGGAAAAAAAGGGGAAUGAAAAAAGGAGGAAGGAAAAAAGGGGGGGAAAUUUGGGGGGGGGGAAAAAUGAGGGGGAAGGAAAAGGAAACUGACGAGGAAGGAUUUGGGAAGGAGGACCCGAGGACUGAGGAGAAAGAAAGGGGAGGAAAGAAGAGGAGGGAAAAAGGAAAAAGGGGGGAAAGGAGGGGAAAAGGGAAAAAAAAAACGGAAGGGGGAAGGGGGAAGGAUACCCAGGGGAAGGGAAACCCAGGAAAAGGAAGGACUCAGGAACGAGGGGGAGAACGACUGAAAAAGGAAAAGGAGAACAAAAUGAGGAGGAGAAAAAGACUGAGGAGGAACCCCGGGGGGGGAAAGGGAAGGAAAGGAAAGGGGGAGGAAAAAGGGGGGGGGGAAUCCCCCCCCCCAAAAAGCU
Messenger RNA from Bolinopsis microptera, 553 nucleotides. RefSeq names its product octapeptide-repeat protein T2-like. The record is from RefSeq and is a predicted model, not a curated record. Lineage: Eukaryota; Metazoa; Ctenophora; Tentaculata; Lobata; Bolinopsidae.